AGCACUGAGUAAGUUUGCUCUCUUGCAAGAGGCUUGUGUCUGAGGGAGUGCCCAUGCCUCUUGGCAGUAGACUAUCUAAUUGGCUUUAGUGUUGUUGUGACGAGCUGGGGAAAGGUAGGAGUUUAAGCAGUUGAGGAACUGACUGUCUUUGGGUUCAGACCCCAGUCACAGCAGGAGUUUGCUUGUCCAGUACACAGCGCACAGCUGAUCACAUCUUGGACACAGCCUUGCUGAUAAAAUGCUUCUGGUGUUAGUGGUGACUCUGCAUCUACUGUCUCAAAGUGUUUUGGCUCAGAGGAGCCGGAAGCCGUACUUCUGUUCUGAAGCUGAAGAGUGUUACUCCUUCUUAACUAUCUGCAGGGAUCCAGAGUAUGAGGCUCGUGCCUACGAACCCAGUGUGUGGGUUGGAUCGCGCGUUUUGCCGACAGAGGGGAGGUACCGUGCCGUUAGCCGCCUCAGGGACUAUUUCAACAAGAAGAAUAGGCCAGGAAUACAGAUUGAGAGAACUGCCCCUCUCAUCACCACCUACAUGGACAUCAAUGGGGAGCUCGAAGCGACAAAUGUAUAUUUGGUGCUUCCCAGAAGAUUUUUCACCAAUCCCCCAUAUCCCAGAGAUAUAAUGUUAUUCUUAAGAAGGAUGCCCCCAAUGACCAUCUUCGUGAAGUCGUUUGGAGGCUGGAUCACGUCUCUGCGGCAAAAAUCACAGGACAUGUUUGAGGACCUGCUUCGUAAAAGGGAUGUGUUUCUGCAGGAUCGCUUCUACAGUGCAGAAUACAAUGGGCCUCUGACAUUGUUCAACCGCCACAACGAGAUCUGGUACCUGAGCCUCGGACCGCCCAGGUGUGAAGCCAGGAACAGGCAGACACAGUAGCAAGAUGAUGUCGCUGAUCCAGGACACCAGCGACAGGAGAGCCUCCCGCAACAUCAACAGUUAUCUGUCCGAUUACUUUGUUAAACUCCUCUCUCUCUCCCUCUCUCACACACUCUUUGUUGCAAGCCUGCUUUCUCUCGUUCAGUUGUUCACUUUCUCCCAGUGUCUCCUAAGGUUGUUGCUCUGUGUACCUUGUUGGAGAAGGGAUCAUUGUUAUAAAAGCAAAAUACCACGGAUGCUGGAAAUCUGAAAUAAAAAACAAAGUGCUGGAAAAACUCAGCAGGCCCUAGCAGCAUCGCUGGGGACAGAAACUGAGCUCACGCUUCAAGUCCAACAUAACUCUUCUUCGGAACUGAAGGAAGGUAGAAAUGUGAUGAGGUGGGAUCAGGAGAAAGGGAUGGGGUCAGGGAGAAGUGAAGGGGAAUAAAGAUCCAGAGGGAAGUUGGUACUGAUGAGUUGUCGGAGCUUGCAUUCCUUAACACCCUCAAGGGGAGAGAUUACCUUUUUUUUUGUGAAGGAAUGGAAAUGGAGGCGGGGACUAGCACAGCUUUGGGGUAGGGUGAGUCGGUGCUGCUGGAGAGAGAGGUUGAGUGUGUACAUGAGGUGGUACAUGGCCCUGAGUGUGGGUCUCGGGAUGCGGAGGGAACUGCAGUCCGAGGAACACUGUAUGUCUCGGAGGUGGCAGUAACCCUGGGUGGAUUCGAAACACGAAGGAUGGAACUUCAGUUGGAAUUCCAUGUGGAAUCGGCCAGAGCCGGAGAAGGAGGUGUGGCUGUGCAGGAGAGUUUUUGCCUUCCUUCAGUUCCCAAGAAGUGUAAAGUUCAACUGGAAAUGUUAUUCCGUUCCUCUCUGCACCUAUAAUGCCAGGCCUGUCGAUUAUUUCUGGCACUUUCUCUUUUUAUA
Messenger RNA from Carcharodon carcharias (great white shark), 1774 nucleotides. Its product is annotated as heme-binding protein 2-like. The coding region runs from base 239 to 871 and encodes 210 amino acids. The record is from RefSeq and is a predicted model, not a curated record. Lineage: Eukaryota; Metazoa; Chordata; Chondrichthyes; Lamniformes; Lamnidae. The transcript has 7 exons.